Molecule: messenger RNA, 6308 nt
Organism: Ictidomys tridecemlineatus (thirteen-lined ground squirrel)
Lineage: Eukaryota; Metazoa; Chordata; Mammalia; Rodentia; Sciuridae
Gene: Tmdd1
Product: transmembrane and death domain 1
Biological process (GO): signal transduction
Molecular function (GO): protein binding
Source: RefSeq, a predicted model, not a curated record
UUUGGGGGACUUUGUCAUUCAUUCUAUAUAGAGAAUGCUCGCCAGGCAUUCAGCCUCUCACAUGCUAGGCAAGUACUCUACCACUGAGUUACUCCUCCAGCCCCCAUGCCAAUCUUUAUAUUCUCACAUUUGAUACAACUAUUUAGUGCAUAGCAGACACUGUUGAAAAAAGAGUUUGUUGAAUAAAUUCUCUAAUUUCCAGAUCAGCGUCCUGAUGAAUGAUGCACAGGUUAUCUCAAGAAUGCCCAGAAAAGAUUCCAACCAGUGGUGGUGAUAGAGUUUCAGGGAUCUUCCUAGAUAGGAUGGCCCAGAAAAGCAUGGAGGCUAGAAAUGGUAUCAUCAGCAUCUUUUGUGUGGGACUAUGCAGCAGAGUGAUUUUGUUUGUUUGUUUGUUUUAAAUCCAAGAAUAUGAAGUAAGAAAUAGGCGCCGGAGGGGUAGGUAAGUGAGAUUGGAGAAGUCAGCUGGGACUUUACCAGUAGAAUCUCCAAAUUCCCUGUUAAGAACUGGGGCUUAAGCCCAAUGAGGUGCCAUAUGCCUGUAAUCCCAGCUACUUGGAAGGCCUGAGGCAGGCCAGCCUGGGCAAUUUAGUGAGAUUCUGUCUCAAAUAAUAAAAAGGACUGGGGAAUGUGGCUUAUUUUAUACAUUGAUUCAACAAAUCUAAACCCCUCUUACCUGUUGGUUUCGAUGGGGACAGUGGAUAUACAUCACAGUCUAGUGGCUGGAUCUAGGGUGAUGUCAUCAGCAUCCUUUGGGGGUGUGGUCAGCAUUAGCUAGUCCAGUGGGUGAAACAGUAGAAAGGUAGAGCUACAGGGUGCUGGGGCAGGGGCAAGCAGAGGGGUGCUUAUGUAGUCUGGGCUAAGCAGUGUGUGUUUGCCAGUCAGGGAGCAAGCAAGGGGAGUUGUACUUUUUAGGCAGCCUAAAAGUACAAACCAAGAGCCAAAGGAAAGCCAGAGCCAAGCUUUCUUGGGGGGAAAUAAAACAAGUUUAGGGAAAUGGAGCCCCAGUGUGAGUGUAGGAUGGGCGACCAGAGGAGGUGCUUAUCUAAUUAGGAUGGAGGCAGAGCAGUUGUGCAAGAAUGAGAAAGGACAAGGUCAUCCCCAAGAGAAUUUAGGACUUGACUGGGUAUUGGGGAUGAUGGAGAGCAGGGGUGUCUAGGGUUUCUUGGUGGAGGGCAAGGGUGUGAUAAGUGAACUAGAAAAGGAAUUGGCCAAAUUUGAGGAUUAGUGAGAAUAAGGAGGUGGCCUAGAUCAAGCCCUUCAAUAUAAGGGCCCAGAAUCCUAGCCUUCUGGGGGCCCAUCUCACCCAACCCGUGGCUAUCGCAGAUCCUUUCAUUGCAGUUCCUGGGCUUAGUGAGUGUUCCUUUCCAACCGGUCCUAGUGUUGGAAGCCCUUCUCCUCAUCCUGGUGGUUGGGGCCUCUAGCCCAUAGUCCCCGAGUGUUAAAAUCUAUCCCCACUCCCUGUGGCUCGGAGACCCUUCCCGCACUUGCGUUCCUGAGGGUUCGGAGCCCCCGCCCUCCCACAAUCCUUGGGAGUGAGGACCCCAGCCUCUGCCGGCAUUCGGAGCCCCUCCCAGCAAAGGCUGAGGUCCUGGACUGGACCCUGCGAUGGGCGCUCUGGCUCUGGUGCUGGCGCUCUGGGGCUGGGCGCUGGGUCCGGCGAGGGCCCUGGACGCCUUGGGCCCUCACGCGGCCGUCCGUCUGGCCGAGCUGCUGACUCCGGAGGAGUGUGGCCAUUUCCGGUCACUCUUGGAGGCGUCAGAGCCCGACGUGGAGGCCGAGCUGGCCCGGCUUUCCGAGAAUCGUCUGGCGAAGCCCAAGCCGCUAACACUCAAGUCGGGGUCGCCAGGCCAGCUGUGGCGGCGGCGGCGGGAGGCGACCGAGGUCCCGACGAGCCAGGUGACCGAGCCCAAGAAAGUUUCCGACGAUUGCCGGGAAGCCCUGGCGUCCUGGCUGGCUGCCAAAGCCCUGUCCCUGUCUUGGGACCGUGUGGCCCGGGCCCUGCGGCGUACUGGUCGCCCCGAUGUGGCCCGGGAGCUCGGCAAGAACCUCCACCAGCAGGCGACGCUGCAGCUGCGCAAGUUCGGGCAGCACUACCUGCCACCUCCGGGAGUCGCCGCCCACGUCCCCGCCGCGGCGCCGCGGCCCCGGCGCACCUUGGAUCAUGCGCCCAACUGGGACGAGCUAGAGCUGAUCGUGGAGCGCCUGCCGCAGCCCCCGUACGAGCGGAGCCCCGCGGGCUGGGCCGGGCCGCUGGCGCUCGGCCUCCUUACAGGCUUCCUGGGAGCGUUGGGCUCCGGGGCUCUGCUUAUCCUGCUCACGCUGUGGAUCACCGGCCGCGAUGGCGACCGGGCGCGGCCCGGAGGCCGUGACCCACCCACCGUGCCCCGGCCCAGGCCAGCCGAGGCGCACCGCCGGUGGGAAACAGAGCCGCUCCUGACUAGAGAGCCGCUCGCGUCCCCAGCCCACCGGGCCCGGGUUGCAGCUGAGCCAGAUUGCCCCUCGCCGCCAUACCCUCCGUGGUGAAACGGGAGCACCAUGCUGCCUUGGACGUUUGAUAAAAAUGUUACAAAAUGCCCAGCGGAGGGAGCAGUCGGUUGUCAGUUGGGAAUGCCCGGCCUAGCCCAGCCCAUGGACUGCAGAUGGAACACGAGGGGCGCUGGUGCCAGUCUCGCAGGGUGGGGGCGGACCUCUCACUUCUUAACAGCCUUAGUUUUGCCUUAUCUUGCAGUUUUUCUCCCACUAAGAGCCACCACUUAUUGAACACAGUCUGUGUGCAGGGCUGGUGCAAAGAAGUUCUGUACAUUAUUUGAUAUUCUCCUCCAAACCCAAGAAGGAAGGUAUUUCUGUUAGACAUCAGGAAACCCUGCUCACAGUUCCUUAGUGCCAUAGUCAGGCUUUGAACUCAGAACCACUGACCUGAAAAUUUGAGUCCCAGAGAAAUGGUAUGUGCCGGAUGAGGGAGCUUGAGACACACGUGGGACCAAAACAAUAUGUACAGCUAGCUGCCCUGGGUUUGCUCUGAAGUGCUGCUGGAGUGUGCAGGGGCAGUGCAGGGAGAGGGGCGCCCACUUGCAGAGGCUGCUGCCUACCAGUUGCCCCACUCAGGCAAGGCUUCCUGAAGUUCUAGCUGGAGCCCAGGACCUUUCCCACCCACUUCUGAGUCCAGGGCUUGGGAGUGAGAGCCAUGACAGAAUGACAGGCCAAUCCAAGAGGAGAAUUGAAAACAAGAUUGACGUAACCCUUUAUUGCAAAUUCUAAAGUAAAAAGAUGUACAGUACAAAGUAAAAUUGAAAUUUCAGACUAUAAACCAAUCCACUUAUACAUUCUCAUUGCUUAGCAUUUCUGCCAUUUCCGCAUAAACAGAACAGGGAACAAGUUGAGGGGAUGAGGGAAGGAGGUACAGCAAGGGGGAAAAAAUGUGGAGAAUAAUCAGAAACCCCAGAAGCAAGUGAAAGGAGAGACAUUUCUCGACCUGCUGUUCUGGUGAUGAGAAGCGGGGGUGGUUGGAGCAGUGCAGUUUAAAAUGGCUCUCAGAAUAGCAGCAUUUAUGGUACCAUUUCAUCUUCCUUAAGUCCAAAUAAUACUUUGCCCUUCCCUAGUGCCUUUGCCUCUGUAUCUCAAAACGCUUUACAAAACAUUUAGUUAAAGCCUCACAACACCCCUGUGAGGUAGGUCAGUAUUAUUAUCCCCAUUUUACAGAUGGGGAAACUGAGGCACAGAGAGGUUAAGUGACUUGCCCAAGGCCACACAGCGAGCCAGUGGUCAAGCUAGGAAUAGAACCUAGGAGUUCUGUCCCUUUUCUGGAACCACUGGACCACGCUCCCCUUUACCUAUAUACACUCUUCACACACACACACACACCACAUGUGCACACCCGCCCACCCCACCCCACUUAGCCUCUAUGUACAGCAAACAGCAGUGGGGGGCAGGGGCAGGGAGUGCCUCAGGAGUAUUUUUAUAAAGGAAAUCUUGGUAAACUUGAAAAGGGAAUCCAAGAAAGCACAGAGCAGAGCCACAAUGAAGACUCUGGUGCAAAUCUUGGGCACCCCCCCCAACCAGAUUUCCUCUUCUCUCCUGAUGUCCCCCUGGUUGACUAGUUGCAGCUGAUUCUUUAGGGGGUACCUGAAAAUGAAUGAAGCUUUUUGCAAAACUUUGGGCAACAUCUGAGAAAAGAAAAGAGGCAUCAGUACAAAAGAUGCCCAGGACUCCAUAACGCAUGGCAAUCUCACAGCCACAGCAGCCUGGAGGCUGGGGCCCCAGGGGCCGGGAAUGGGAACGGACCUACGGGCCACAUCUCCAGAGUGGAGCUACUGGAGCGAGCUAGAGUGGGCACUUCAAGAUCCUCCUGAGUGUUCCUAGACCAGGAGACACAGCCUAGAGGGGGGUGUCCCUAAGGAGGGGUGCCCCUCUGCACAAAUAUGGACAGAACUAGUCUGCUGGUCUACCUGUGGGGGUGAUGGAGGGCAGGGCCCAGCACAAGCUAGCAGAGCAGAGGCUGUUGGGCAUUUUGUGCUUGCUCUAGCUUUGGAGCAUGGGGGGUAUUUUUUUUUUUUUUUUUUUUAAUAAACACACUGAUGGAAAAGGCAGAGGUGAGGCCAGUCCAGUUGGGUUGGCUGAAGUCAUAGCUGAGGGCUCUGCCAGGUGGAUUAGGUGAGAAGGGAGUUUUUAAGGGCCUCUAAGCACCAGCCUGGGGUGUGGGUACCACAUGCAAUGGUUCAGUGGGGAUCUGGGAAGGUGAAGACCUGGCUUUUCUCUCCAAUCUCAGUUUAGCCAGAAAUGCGAGACCCUCUGGUGUCUCUCUCUCCCGUUUCCCUUCUUUCCCCAAAUAUGCUAAGGUCCCAGUUCCCAGACCCCUCCCGGACUCAAGAAUUGGGACGGUCAAGCAACAAAUGCACACCAAGACAGGCUUCCCUUGUACAGUAAAAAGGGUCAUUUUUAUUUUGUUUCCUUUUGGCUUAUAGUAGUGAUGUAUUUUUUUUUUUUAAAAUCACGUCUCAUUUAGGGCAGCGUUGGCCUCCAUGCAUUCACUAAUACACUAUUGGUCUUUUACAGUUUACAUUGGUUGUGGCGAAAAAGAAAAGAACCCCCCGGGCACUGUGGCUCCAGGGGCUUUGACGGGCAUUUCUGUUUCUCUGCCCCAGCAACUUCUGAUGCCCAAAGCAGCUCACUGAGGAAGGAGCAAGAGAAGGUUGUGUUGACUUGGAAGUUUAUUCUUUUCUCACCCUCUGCUUUAAAUUAUGGACUCUCCUUAUCCUAAGCAAUAAGGAGGUUAAGGACAGAAGAGGGGAUUGGAAAGUGUUUUCACGCACAAACCAGCAACCAUGGCAGCUGCUGCUCAGUGGCUUUGGCUCUGCAUUUUAAAUUAACAGCAUCACACAUCUUUUUGCUUUUUGUCCUUUUUUUUAAAGGUGGAUUGUGGAGUAUAAAUACUGCACCAAGGACCCGGCUACAAAAAAUAAAUAUUUAUAUUAUAUUUAUAUAUCUAUAUAUAUAUAUGUGCAGUGAUACUGUGGCUGCUGCUGCUUUUUGAUUGGCUUUGUUAAUAUUUGGCAAAGCGUUGCCACUCACUCAGUGAGGGCGUGCAGAACGCCAUCGCUGAUUCUUUCAGUUCAAUGCCUGUUAACUGCGGGUGUAAACUGCUGGUGAUGGUGUCAUUUACUACCAAAGAGGUGUGGAGCAGGAUGGGUGAGUGAGAGAGUAAAUGAGUGGGUGGAGGGAUAGUGGGCGAGGGAUAAGAGGUGGGAAAAGUUAAAAAAGAAAAGAAAACCACAAAACUUCAGAUACAGCGGAGGUGGCUUCUUUCCUAUGAAGUUGGCUGAUGGGUGUCAGAUACCAAGGCCCAUGUGUUACUAAGGAGGUGGCCCGAUGGGCUGGGAUCAGGAGUGGAGGGGAGGAAAAAGGUCAGAUUUCAGAAAAAUCUCAUUAGUAGGCUCUAGUAGCUUAAUGACAUCACUAGCAUGAGCGCUUGUUGUACCUAGUGGGACUGGAUAGCUCUGUUGUCCAUCUAAAGACCUAAGAACAAUUAAGUUUAGCCAAAUCUUGCAUAGAAGUGGUUAGAAUUUAUUGCACAUUGGAACAAAAAUAUAUACUUUUUGUUGUUUUGGAAAAGACCAGUAGCAAUAAAAAAUUUUUUGUCUGUCUGUCUGGUUUGGGGAUGUACAUUGGCUGACAGCAUCUAAAUUCUAAGAAGAAAAAAAAGUAUAAAAAAUAAAAAUAAACAUGACAAUGGCAUAAGCCAGAAGCCAUUUCCUAUUUAAUAAGUUAAUUUGUAUUUACAAAAAGGCAUGCCAAUAAAAUAAAAUUAUAUA